AUGGCUACCAAAUUGUCCUCUUGCCACUAUGUCUGCGUGAACCCUGCCCUUUCAACCUCUCUUCAGUCGGCCGCUACCGUCAGUCGAAUCUUUCAUCCAAAUUUGCUGGAGAUGGCCUGCGACUCGGUCAUUGGACUUCUUGCUAUGCCACAGUCUGUUCGCUUCGAGCCCUUCGCUAAGGCUUGUAUUGUGGAAAACGUUUUUGACUACAUU
Hydatigera taeniaeformis is the source of this 213-nucleotide messenger RNA. NCBI's taxonomy places the organism in Eukaryota, Metazoa, Platyhelminthes, Cestoda, Cyclophyllidea, Taeniidae. The record is from the annotation of a GenBank genome assembly.